AUGGACCCCUGGACCUGUUACCAGCACUGCGCUUUCACCAACCGAGCUAACCGGCCAGCCCACCCUCCAGCAGGGAGCGCGACCCGCGUGGCUGAGGGUCACCCUCCUGAGCUGUCGUGGAGCUGUCGCCCGCGGAGACGGGAGCCCCGGCGGAGAGGUCUCGACCCCGUCCCCGGGUCGGAGGUGCCGCGCAUCUUCCAGGAGGCCGUGCGCAAGGGCAACACGCAGGAGCUGCAGUCGCUGCUGCAGAACAUGACCAACUGCGAGUUCAACGUGAACUCGUUCGGGCCCGAGGGCCAGACGGCGCUGCACCAGUCGGUCAUCGACGGCAACCUGGAGCUCGUGAAGCUGCUCGUCAAGUUCGGCGCCGACAUCCGUCUGGCCAACCGCGACGGCUGGAGCGCGCUGCACAUCGCCGCGUUCGGCGGCCAUCAGGACAUCGUGCUCUAUCUCAUCACCAAGGCCAAGUACGCGAGGCCCCUCUGCCCCCACCGCUCCCCGCCGGGGACCCCCGCGGGCCGGAGCGGCGGGUCGAGGCCGCGCCGUGGUGCGGGCGGCUUCCCUGCGCCUGGAGGGACAGUCCUGGAAGAAGGAGGAACACGCAGCACCGGCCGCAGCCGUGAACUGGGGCCUCAGGAGGGGUCGCUCCGCGGCCUUGGGCACUCGUGGCUGACGCUGCAACGCCGCCAUUUGUGUGGGGCACGGGGUGGUCAGAUGGACCAGACGAGGCUGCGCUUGGGGGAGGGUGCCGGAGAGGUGACGGCGGCCCGGGCUGCACGGACGACCCGGGGGUCAGGGACUGCCCACAUCCCGGCCGCCCGGCACGGGGUGCCUGGGGCAGAGUCAGCGCAGCUGCGGCGGGUGUCAGAGGAGGGGGCAGGCGUGGGCGCCCCACAGCCGCCCCCGAACCGGAGCCUGGAGAAGUGA
Messenger RNA from Galeopterus variegatus (Sunda flying lemur), 927 nucleotides. RefSeq names its product NOTCH-regulated ankyrin repeat protein (gene NRARP). The record is from RefSeq and is a predicted model, not a curated record. Gene Ontology annotation, cellular component: cytoplasm. The transcript is spliced from 4 exons. Lineage: Eukaryota; Metazoa; Chordata; Mammalia; Dermoptera; Cynocephalidae. Gene Ontology annotation, molecular function: enzyme inhibitor activity; protein binding; phosphatase regulator activity. Bases 1 to 927 code for a protein of 308 amino acids.